AUGGGUAUCGGAAGCUACUUCAAGGCGGACAAGGGCAGCAAGGCCUCUGCGCCGCCGCCGCCGCCGCCGCCGCCUCCCGCCACUUCUUCACGACCCGAGAGACCGGAGCGAUCCCAGAGCAUGGCCAUCAACGAAAAACCUCUCAAUGGCAACGACAUGGAGCUUCAGGCCCCUACACCGCGCUAUAGCUCGCGGCCCGGCUCUACUCGUUCCGGCCACUCGACGCCCUCGAAUCAGAGCUCCUACAUGCUCGACGAGAUCAAGCACGAGGUCAUGGUCAACUAUCUCUACCAGCAGCAGUGCUCCCAGCUCUGGGUCAGCGAUGGCUCCGGCGAAAUCGAGGGUGUUCUCUUGCGUAAGGCGCGAGGACACUACAUGGCCUGCCCUCCCCAGCUCGUGCACUCUCCGUUUGCCCAAGCCUGCUGUGCCCUCAAUGUCCAGUGCGCCAUGACGGUCAACUCACGUGUCAUCAAGACCUUCCUGCAAUGGUCGCCCGAAGCCGUUGAUGUCCCCCUCAUGAACGGUCUCCGAGUCCAGAUCCUCCCCACAAUUGAGGAUCUGCCUCGCGCUCGCAAAUAUCAGUUCGCUGCCUUUGUCGCCUCCGAAGGCCUCCUGGUCGUCUGGGACGACGAUGCUCUGCAUCUCGUUCAGCGUGCCAGGGCCAUCGAGUCUGAGCUCAUGGAGCUUGUCUGGAAGGCCGGCAACAGCGACGAGGAUGAGGAUGAGAAGCGCGCCGGCGCCGUGGCCGAAGCUGAGAUUGACGAGGAGAGCGGUGAGGUCAAGCCGGAGAAGCGCCCGAUUCACCUGCAAAACACUGUUCUCGUCUCCCUGACUCUGAUUCUCGUUAUUGUCUCGCUCGGCGCCGCCUGGAGACAACUCGCCAUCGAGGUGUCCGUCGAUGGCUCCUAUAUUCGUCUCGCUCUCGUUGCUCUCAUGCCUCUCCAGAUCUUCUUCACCCUCUUCUUCGCCCAGGUCAUUGUCGGUUGCUUGGCCCAGAUUUUCGGUCCUAUCCGCCAGCUCACCAUCAACUCCAAGUUCUACUCGGCCCGUCCUCCUCCUCGCCUAACCACCUCUGUCCUACCCCACGUCACAAUUCAGUGCCCCGUCUACAAGGAGGGUCUUCAGGGUGUCAUUAUGCCCACUGUAAAGUCCAUCAAGCAGGCCAUGUCUACCUAUGAACUUCAGGGCGGCUCCGCCAACAUGUUCAUCAACGAUGAUGGUCUCCAGCUCCUCUCUGAGGAAGACCGCCGCGCUCGCAUCGAUUUUUACGCCGACAACAGCAUUGGCUGGGUUGCUCGUCCCAAGCACGGUGAAGAUGGCUUUGUCCGCAAGGGAAAGUUCAAGAAGGCCUCCAACAUGAACUAUGCUCUCAUGAUUUCCUGCAAGGUCGAGGAGAAGCUCUUGCUUGUCAACCGCGCCCCCGACUGGAGCCAGCACGAUGAGGCUCUUGCUUACGAGCAGGCCCUCAAGGAGGUUCUCGAGGAGAAUGGCCGCGCCUGGGCUGAUGGCAACGUCCGCGUUGGUGACUAUAUUCUGCUGAUUGACUCUGAUACUCGUGUCCCUGCCGACUGCUUCCUCGACGCUGUCUCCGAGAUGGAGCAGGGUCCUGAUGUCGGCAUCAUGCAAUUCUCCUCUGGUGUUAUGCAGGUUGUCCACACGUACUUUGAGAACGGCAUCACUUUCUUCACCAACCUCAUCUACUCUGCCAUUCGUUACACCGUCUCCAACGGUGACGUCGCCCCCUUUGUCGGUCACAACGCCUUCCUCCGCUGGUCUGCCAUUCAGCAGGUUUCCUACCAGGACGAGGAUGGCUAUGACAAGUUCUGGUCCGAGAGCCACGUGUCUGAAGAUUUUGACAUGUCUCUGCGUCUUCAGUGCAAUGGCUACAUCAUCCGUCUCGCUGCCUGGGCUGGCGAGGGCUUCAAGGAGGGCGUUUCGCUGACUGUCUAUGACGAGCUUGCUCGCUGGGAGAAGUACGCCUACGGCUGCAACGAGCUGCUUUUCCAUCCAAUCCGCACUUGGCUCUGGCGCGGCCCAUUUACUCCUCUCUUCCGCACUUUCCUCUUCUCCAACAUUCGCUUCACCUCCAAGAUCACCGUCAUCUCCUACAUUGGUACCUACUACGCCAUUGGCGCUGCCUGGAUCAUGACGACCGUCAACUACUUCCUCAUGGGCUGGUACAACGGAUACCUCGACAAGUACUACGUCGACUCGUGGCAGGUCUGGUUCGCCAUCAUCAUCGUCUUCAACGGUCUCGGCAACGUGUCUCUCGCCAUUAUGCGCUAUCGUAUCGGUGAGCGCAGCCUGCUGUACGCCAUCUACGAGAACUUCAAGUGGACGCUCAUGCUCGCCAUCUUCCUCGGCGGCCUAUCGCUGCAUGUCAGCCAGGCCCUGCUCGCGCACAUGUUUGAGAUUAACAUGACCUGGGGCUCUACCUCCAAGGAGGCCGAGUUUUCCAACUUUUUCAUCGAGGUGCCCAAGGUGCUCAAGAGUUUCAAGUUUUCCAUCAUCUUUGCCCUCAUCGCCAUUGUCGGCAUGAUUAUCCUGGCUGUGGCGCCGUUUGUGCCCCACGACUGGCGCAUCACCGACUUUGUCGCCAUUCUACCCAUGUCGACUGUCGCGGCCAGUCACUUUCUGCUGCCCUUUGCCCUGAACCCGGCUCUCAUGACCUUUUCUUGGUAA
Messenger RNA from Akanthomyces muscarius, 2682 nucleotides. RefSeq lists its product as uncharacterized. Lineage: Eukaryota; Fungi; Ascomycota; Sordariomycetes; Hypocreales; Cordycipitaceae. The coding region runs from base 1 to 2682 and encodes 893 amino acids. The transcript is spliced from 2 exons. The record is from RefSeq and is a predicted model, not a curated record.